CUCUUUUAAGGAAAUUGCCUGGGUUAGUUCAGUUUUCACGGAAGUUGUCCGGUUACUAGAUUUACCGAAAGCUGUCGAUUGAUUUGCAUAUGAAAAUAUAAACUACGCCAUUAACUGCACCGUUUUUCAGACGUAUCGUAUAAAUACAGGGUGAAAUCAUGGAGCACAAUGCAUUGUUGGACCCCACCUUUGGAGAGCCCACAAGUCCCAUGGAGAAGAUAACCCACAUUGAGCUCACGGGCAUACAGUGCGAGGAGGCCAAGCCCCGAUCCUUCAACACCAAUUCUGCGUUUCAGAGUUAUGAUGUUGAGACAUCCUAUGGAACGGUCCAUGUUGCCAUGCAGGGGGAUAAGACAAAGCCUGCCAUUUUUACCUACCAUGAUAUUGGACUCAACCAUGUGACCUGUUUCCAGGGUUUCUUCAACUACAUCGACAUGCAGGCCAUCAUGAAGCACUUCUGUGUGUACCACGUCAAUGCCCCAGGAAUGCAUGAGGGCGCCAUCAAUCUGUCACCAACUGCUGAAGCUGUUGGUAAACCUGAGGCUGUUGUAAAAAGAUUUGUGUACCCAACCAUGGAUGAACUAGCAGAGUCUGUUCUCACAGUGGCUGACUAUUUUGAAGUUAAAAGAUUCAUUGGAUUUGGCGUUGGAUCUGGAGCCAAUGUCCUGACCCGAUUUGCACUGACCCAUCCUACAAGAGUGGACUCCCUUGUGCUGGUGAAUGCCACUUCUACCAAGCCCGGCUGGAUUGAGUGGGGAUAUCAAAAGAUGAACUCCUGGUAUCUGUGGAGUGGGCAGAUAACCAACUUCACAGAGGAAUAUCUGCUUUGGCAUUGGUUUGGAUCGAAAACACGUUGGGUGAACCACGACCUGGUGCACGUAUACAAGGAUUACAUCAAGUCCAUCAACCCACAGAACCUCUCCUUCUUCAUUGAGUCUUACCUCAGACGCACAGAUUUAAAUGUUAUGCGUGAGCUUGAUCCAAUCAAGAAGGCAACAACGCGCACAGUGAAGUGUCGUUCGCUGAUGUUGGUGGGUGACGACUCGCCUCACAUGGACGAUGUCGUUGACAUGAAUGGCAGAAUGAACCCUGAAGAAACCGACUUUAUGAAGAUUGCUGAUUGUGGAGGCAUGCCUCUGGAGGAGCAGCCAGGAAAAGUGUGCGAAGCAUUCCGCCUCUUCCUUCAGGGCAUGGGAUACAUCCCAACAGUGAAAUCAGGCCGAGUGAACUACAGCCCCACUGCGGCCCCUGCCCCAGCACCAGUCAACAACAACAGCAAACAACCAGUCAACAACAACUGCAUUCGCACCCUGGACGUGUCAGAGUUCACCUCACAAUCCGUGUGCUGAGACCACCGACCUUCAUCUUCCCCUCCAUCUUUAUGGACUCAACCUUCAUUAUUGAUGAAUCUCUUCUUUUUCCAGACAUUUUGUCCUGUUUUACAGUAAUAUAAACUCUUUAAUUUGUUGAUACUUAUUUUGCAAAUAUAAAAAAACUAUUGUGGUAUAUGCAAGUUUCAU
Molecule: messenger RNA, 1520 nt
Organism: Dreissena polymorpha
Lineage: Eukaryota; Metazoa; Mollusca; Bivalvia; Myida; Dreissenidae
Product: protein NDRG3-like
Exons: 15
Coding region: 159-1349 (396 amino acids)
Biological process (GO): signal transduction
Cellular component (GO): cytoplasm
Source: RefSeq, a predicted model, not a curated record